Molecule: messenger RNA, 4149 nt
Organism: Populus nigra (black poplar)
Lineage: Eukaryota; Viridiplantae; Streptophyta; Magnoliopsida; Malpighiales; Salicaceae
Exons: 27
Coding region: 85-3873 (1262 amino acids)
Cellular component (GO): mitochondrial outer membrane
Molecular function (GO): ATP hydrolysis activity; ATP binding; protein binding
Source: RefSeq, a predicted model, not a curated record
AGGUCUUGCCUCUCAAUUAGCUAAAACAAAGCUACGUGAGGGGAAGAGAGAGACAAGCACACAAACAAAAAAAGAAAAGAAAUCAUGGUUUCCACAAGAAGUGGAUCUCUUUCUGCUAAGAGAUCUUCUUCAGAUGACAAUAAUAACAGUAAUAGCAAGAGAUCUUCUCCCUCUGAGGAUAAUAAUAAUCAUAAUCAUAAUAAUAAGCCACCAUCACCAAAACGUCUUAAGGGAGAGAAUGGUGGAGUUACGGAGAAACAGAUGCCGACGACGGAAAAUUCUAAGGAAUCGAGUCCACCGGAGGAGGAUCCCGACGACCAUGGACCUGGAGAUGCUCGGACUAAUGGUUGUGGUGGUGGAGGCGCUUUGAUUUCGGGGAAAGGUCAAGAGACGGUGACGCCGGCGGUGGCUGUUGUCACACCGAUCGCUGAAGGUUCUACUCCGGUUGUACUGGAGAAGCCAAGGAGUUCGUUUUCCACUUGGAGUUUAUAUCAUAAGCAAAAUUCAGGUUUCGAAACGCCUUGGUGUAAGCUGCUGUCACAGUCUGCUCAGAAUCAGAACAUAAAAAUCUGCAAGUCGAGCUAUUUGAUUGGUUCAACCAAACAAUGCGAUUCUCUGUUGAAGGAUCAUGCAAUGGGCACGAUUCAAUGCAAGAUUAAACACACACAGCGCGAGGGAGGUGCUGUUGCUGUGCUAGAAACCUCAGGGAACAAGGGUACGGUGCAAGUAAAUGGGACAGCUGUCAAAAGGAUCUGUGUGCUUAAUUCAGGAGAUGAGGUUGCCUUUGGUGUGCUGGGGAACCAUGCCUUUAUUUUUCAGCAACUUUUGACUGAGGUUGCAGUUAAGAGUGCUGAGGUUCAUAGUAGUAUGGGAAAACUUUUGCAACUUGAAAGGAGGUCAGGAGAUCCAUCAGCUGUUGCUGGGGCAUCAAUAUUAGCAUCCCUUUCAAGCUUGAGGCCAGAUUUAUCAUGCCGGAAGUCUCCAGGACAGACUACCGGUAAAAUAAACCAUGGUAGUGAUGUGCCCGCACAGUCUGUCAUUCAUGAUGGUUCAGAGGUCGAGCUUGAUGGCAUGGAAGGCAAUUCAACUCCAAAUUUAGGGAGUGAUAAAGCUGCUGAAGUUGGAGCAAUUGACCAUAAUCUUCCUCAUGAUUGCGGCCAGGACUCUGGCACAGAGGCAGGCAAUGUAAAAAUCUCUGGGAUGAAUGAUUUGAUAGGGCCUUUCUUCAGGAUGUUAGCUCGAACAUCUAGUUAUAAACAAAAAUUGAGCAAAAAUAUCUGUAAACAGGUAUUGGAAGAAAGGAAUGAGUGGACGAAGGAUUCACAACUGGCAUCGACCUCAGGUAUGUCAUUGCGAUGUGCAGCAUUCAAAGAAGACCUUCAUGCCGGAAUUCUUGAUGGCAAAAACAUAGAAGUUUCAUUCGAUAAUUUCCCUUACUAUUUAAGUGAGAAUACAAAAAAUGUGUUAAUUGCAGCUUCAUUUAUACACCUGAAGCACAGAAAACAUGCAAAAUAUACCUCAGAACUAACUACAGUCAAUCCACGGAUUUUGCUUUCUGGUCCCACCGGUUCUGAGAUAUAUCAAGAGAUGUUGGCAAAAGCACUUGCCAAUUACUUUGGUGCUAAAUUGCUUGUAUUUGAUAGUCAUUCAUUUUUGGGUGGUUUGUCUUCUAAGGAAGCUAAGCUUAUGAAGGAUGGAUUUAAUGCAGAAAAAUCCUGCACUUGUUCUAAACAAAGUCCUGUGACCACAGAUGCAUCGAAGAGUGUGAUUUUAUCAGCCAGUGAAGCAGACACACCUUGCUCUUUAAAUGCACCUACUAAUCUAGAAUCUCAAACAAAGAUGGAAGACACCCUGCCUUCUUCUUCAGGUGUAGGAGCAUCGAGGAAUCUCUUGUUUAAAAAAGGUGAUAGAGUCAAAUUCACAAGCUCAUCUUCUAGUGGCUUAUAUCAAACAGCAUCAUCAUCAAGGGGCCCACCUUAUGGGACUCGUGGAAAAGUUGUGUUACUUUUUGAGGACAAUCCUUUGUCAAAAAUUGGUGUGAGGUUUGACAAACCAAUACAUGAUGGUGUUGAUCUUGGAGAUGUUUGUGAGGGAGGUCAUGGAUAUUUCUGCAACGUUGCUGAUCUUCGUUUGGAGAACACUGCUGUGGAAGAUUUGGACAAGUUACUCAUUAACACAUUGUUUGAGGCUGUUCACAGUGAGAGCAGAAAUUCUCCUUUCAUUUUGUUUAUGAAAGAUGCAGAGAAAUCUAUUAUAGGGAAUUCUGAUUCAUAUUCUACAUUCAAAAGCAGACUUGAAAAGCUUCCUGAUAAUGUUGUAGUAAUCGGUUCACACACGCAAAAUGACAAUCGGAAAGAAAAGCCACAUCCUGGUGGUCUUCUUUUCACAAAAUUUGGCAGCAAUCAGACCGCUCUGCUUGACUUGGCUUUUCCAGAUAGUUUUGGAAGACUUGGUGACAGGGGGAAAGAAGUGCCAAAGGCAACAAAACUUCUGACCAAGCUCUUUCCAAACAAAGUAGCUAUUCAUAUGCCACAGGAUGAAGCGCUUCUAGCAUCUUGGAAGCAUCAGUUGGGUCAAGAUUCUGAAACUCUUAAAAUGAAGGGGAAUCUAAAUAACCUGUGCACUGUUUUGGGCCGGUGUGGAAUGGAAUGUGAAGGAUUGGAGACAUUAUGCAUCAAGGAUCAAACACUUACAAAUGAAAGUGCAGAGAAGGUAGUUGGGUGGGGACUGAGUCAUCAUCUAAUGCAGAAUUCUGAAGCUAAUGCUGAUGCUGAUGCUGAUGCGGAUGCAAAGCUUGUUUUGUCUAGCGAGAGCAUACAGCAUGGGAUUGGAAUCUUGCAUGCUAUCCAAAAUGAAUCUAAAAGCUUGAAGAAGUCACUGAAGGAUGUCCUGACAGAAAAUGAAUUUGAGAAAAGGCUUUUAUUUGAUGUCAUUCCGCCUAAUGACAUUGGAGUUACAUUUGAUGAUAUCGGAGCUCUUGAGAAUGUCAAGGACACCUUGAAAGAGUUGGUGAUGCUUCCUUUACAAAGGCCAGAACUUUUCUGCAAGGGACAAUUAACCAAGCCUUGCAAGGGCAUACUUUUAUUUGGACCUCCUGGAACUGGAAAGACUAUGCUAGCAAAGGCAGUGGCAACUGAAGCUGGGGCCAAUUUCAUCAAUAUCUCAAUGUCCAGCAUCACAUCCAAGUGGUUUGGUGAGGGUGAGAAGUAUGUCAAAGCUGUAUUCUCGCUAGCCAGUAAAAUUGCCCCCAGUGUUAUCUUUGUUGAUGAGGUUGACAGCAUGUUGGGAAGGAGGGAAAAUCCGGGGGAGCAUGAGGCCAUGCGGAAGAUGAAAAAUGAAUUUAUGGUGAAUUGGGAUGGUCUACGAACAAAAGAUACAGAACGAGUUCUUGUACUUGCAGCUACUAAUAGGCCUUUUGACCUUGAUGAGGCUGUCAUUAGAAGGUUGCCACGAAGAUUGAUGGUAAAUUUGCCUGACGCUCCAAAUAGAGCGAAGAUACUCCAAGUCAUUUUAGCGAAAGAAGAUUUGUCACCUGAUGUUGAUUUUGAUGCAGUUGCUAGUAUGACUGAUGGAUAUUCUGGAAGUGACCUCAAGAACCUAUGUGUAGCUGCUGCUCACCGACCAAUUAAAGAGAUAUUGGAAAAGGAAAAGAAGGAACGGGCUGCAGCUCUAGUAGAAGGUAAACCUGCCCCAGCAUUAAGCAGGAGUUCUGAUGUCCGGCCCCUAAACAUGGUUGACUUCAAAGACGCUCAUGAACAGGUAUGUGCGAGUGUUUCAUCGGAGUCGGUGAACAUGACAGAGCUCCUACAAUGGAAUGAACUGUAUGGCGAAGGCGGCUCUAGAAGAAAGAAGGCACUUAGCUAUUUUAUGUAAAUUUUCCUUUGUACAAAAGCUUCCCAUCUUCUUUUAAUUUUUUGUCCCUCCUAAAGUGGGUUCUCAAGGAAUUUUGCCGCUCUCAAUUAGGACCGGUAGAGUAGCCAUUUUGCCUGUAAGGUGAAGUAUAGGUUUUGCUAGAUCAUGUUUUUUCUCUUACCUCAACUUUGUGGGGAUGGGAUGGGUGGUAUAAAGGGCGUGGAGCUACCCCCACCCCUAUUAACAACUGAAAUAGAGAAAGAGUAGAAAAAUAAAAGACUUUGUCAAUAGAUUGCA